This is a messenger RNA of Aspergillus fijiensis CBS 313.89, 832 nucleotides long. RefSeq lists its product as uncharacterized. NCBI's taxonomy places the organism in Eukaryota, Fungi, Ascomycota, Eurotiomycetes, Eurotiales, Aspergillaceae. The transcript is spliced from 3 exons. The coding region runs from base 297 to 677 and encodes 126 amino acids. The record is from RefSeq and is a predicted model, not a curated record.
UUCUGGGCCGAGAAACAGAGAUGAAAGCUGCGAAGACAACGCACCAAUCUGGACAUUCAAGCUAAUUGAAGUAUGGCUCGCUCCAUCCGCGGUGUGGCGCGCCGUAAAUAGUAGAUGUCAGACAGCUCGCUGAGUGGACAACCUUAUAGCAAAGAUCCAUUGAUUUCCUCUACAACUUUCUCAUAGUCCCCUUUAAAUUGAAGCACGUUUCCUUUCCCUUUGCUGUGAUUGUCCCUCUUCGUCCUAACUCACAACAUCGCGCAUACAUACUCACACCGGAACAAGUUCUUGACACAAUGUUCGGCGACAGUCUGUUCAGCUGGUUCAGCUCCUCCAAGAAGGAGGAAGCGCCCCAGACUACCUGGGAUCCGAACACAUUGACCAUGGUCCAACCUCAGAGCCCCGAGUCUCCUUCCACCAACGCUGUUGUUGCUGAGCAGCCCACGCCCGAUAACCAGAUGAACAUGCAGCUGCGUGGUGGCGGUCCUCCCCCUGGGCCUGGUGAUGAUUGUUGCUGCUGCCUCGACUGCUUCUGCUGCUGUGGGGACUGCUGCGGUCCCGAUGGCCCCCCUGGUGGCUUUGGCGGCCCCGGCGGCCCCGGUGGUGGUCCUGGUGGUCCUGGAGGCCCUGGAGGCCCUGGAGGGCCAGGGGGCCCCGGCGGUCCUGGCGGCUGGUAAGAAUGGCUUCGAUGCGACAGCACUUUGCGUGCUCAACGUCGGUCUGAAACCGACUCACCCGAUCUGUGAUACCAUAUUGAUUGUUGGUUCUGUGGCAUGGAGGAAAAGAGGUUUAUUGUCGGGUCUGGGGCCUCUCCUGUUAUGGCCCAGAAGGC